Molecule: messenger RNA, 5787 nt
Organism: Tachysurus vachellii
Lineage: Eukaryota; Metazoa; Chordata; Actinopteri; Siluriformes; Bagridae
Gene: lzts2b
Product: leucine zipper, putative tumor suppressor 2b
Exons: 5
Coding region: 253-2232 (659 amino acids)
Biological process (GO): negative regulation of canonical Wnt signaling pathway; cell division
Source: RefSeq, a predicted model, not a curated record
ACAUCUGUCUGCUAAAGAGAGACUGGAAAACCUGUGCUGAGAAAAAGUAGAGAAAAAAAAUACUGUGAAAUAGUGGGGGGAAAAUGGAAGGAUGAGGCCUCCAUUCACAGCUGGGCUGCGCUAUAUAGAACACGUGCGUCGGAGAAAUAGCAUUUCCUGAGGGAGGAGAGAGGAUGGAGAGAGCGGUGAAAGAGAAACAGAUCAACGAGAAGGAGGAAGGGAGAGAUUGUGUGGGUGCAGUAAGCCACAGACAUGGCAUUGGUCCAGUCCCUUCCAGUGACUACUGACCACCAACCACCAGGUCUGGAGAGCCGUAGACAGCGUUCUUCUCCUGUUUCACCACCUUCUCUAGUGGGCAUGGGCUCUGUAAGUAGUAUGAUCCCCAGCCACACCGCAUACCACAGCCGGAACAACCUAGAGGUCACGGCUCAGCUCCGCCGGGGUACACCGGGUUCAGGGCGACUCCUCUCCGAUUCCUCUCAUGAAGGAAUUUUUGCAAGUCAAACACCGUCCAGCAAGAGGAAGGCCAUAGCAGCUCGAGGGAAAGGAAUUGUUGGGCGAUCAUAUUCACAUGAAGAUUUGAUCACUGAUUGGAAUGACAACUGGUUUGAUUCAGGUCAGAGUGGAGGGGAAACAGGUGUGGAUGGGCCUCCUAAACUGGUGCCUGUUUCUGGUCAGUUAGAGAGGAACGUACAGCAGGCCAUCAUCCGACCAACAGCUUUCAAGCCUGUUGUGCCAAAGAGCAGAAAUGGUAUGCAGUAUCUGUCACCACGCAGAGGUGGAGGCUUAUCGGGAAGCCAGGGAAACCUCAGGGCGCUCUCUCCAGAACAAGAUGCAGUCAGCCCAGUAACCACAGAAAGACGCAGCUCCUACAGUGGAGCUCGAAAUGGCUUGUUCAGUCAGUCCUUCACUAUGACGGACUCGGGGCAGAACUCAUUAACCAACCUGAAUGCAUACAAUGGCCCAGUUUAUAGUUUAAACCAAACAGAACCUAGCAAGCCUGUGCUUAGCCAUGGACACUCCAAUUCAGACAGUGGACGUUCAUCUUCUAGCAAAAGUACAGGUUCUCUUGGAAGUCGCAGUCAACCAGGUAUAUCGGACAUGGGAUCGGGUGGACCUUCUCCUCCACCAAUUGAGGCUUAUGAGGCCAUUGUGAGAGACUUGGAGGAAAAAUUGAGGGAGAAAGAGCUGGAACUACGGCACCUGAGAGAAAACCUGGAUGAGAAUGAGGUGGCUAUCUGUCAGGUGUAUGAAGAGAAGCAGAAACGCAGCGAGCUAGAGAUGGAAGAAUUGCGACAGAGUUGUGCCACUAAAAUGCAGAAGGCAUCACAGAAGGCCCAGCGGGCCCAACAGCUCCUUCAGUUCCAGUUCUUUCAGCUUCAGCAAGAGAAAAAGAAACUUCAAGAUGACUUUACGCAAGUCCUGCAGCAACGUGAGCGGCUUGAGGAACGAUGUGCCGCCUUCGAAAGGGAACAUACACAGCUGGGACCCAGACUGGAGGAGACCAAAUGGGAGGUGUGUCAGAAGACAGGCGAGAUCUCUUUGCUAAAGCAGCAGCUGAAGGACUUGCAGGCAGACCUGUCUCAGCGAGUGGGAGAGGUGGUGACACUACGUGGGCAGCUGCGGGAGGUGCGGGCUGAGCUUCAGAAUAGCCAAAGCCAACUGCAGGAGGCACACACGCAAACACGCACUCGAGCCCUCGAGCUGGAGGUGUGCGAGAAUGAGCUACAGCGGCGCAAGAGUGAGAAUGAUCUGCUAAGAGAGAAAAUGAGCCGUUUGGAGGAGGAGUCUAUGCGGCUCCACCAGGCUUUGAACGAAUAUGCUGAGGCUCCACCUCUCAUGCAGGAAUCAGGUUACAGAGGAGGAGCAGGCAGUGGUGCAAAUAUUGAGGAACAAAGGCUGGCAAGUGAUGGUGAAGAGUUCAAAGGUCAACGUGAGGGUUCCAGGCAGCAGGUGGAGAGGAUGAAAGGUGAGCUGGCUCGUCAGAGGCAGCUGGUCGAGGAUCAGGCGGCAGCGUUUGAGAAUGAACGCCACUGCUGGGAAGAAGAGAAAGACAAAGUCAUUCGUUAUCAGAAGCAGCUGCAGCAGAACUAUGUUCAGAUGUACAGGCGCAACCGUGAGCUCGAGGCAGCCCUACGUGAGCUCAGCCUCGAGUUGGAGAAACGGGAGCAAGACGACGAGAGCAGCGGCAAUGAGGUCACCUUUGACGAUGUUGCUGCAACCGAGAUAUAACAUUCUAGCAUUGCUUAUUCACAGUUACAUAUUUAAUCAAUGCCCUGUUGACCCAGGCCAUCACUUUUCAUUUCAUAACAAUAACCAAAUACAAAUAAAUGGGAUUCAGUUGGAUUCACUUGCACUAAAACGUGAAGCAGCCAUCUACCAAUAAACUCAAAAGAAGAGUUGGAAGAAGAUCCACACUUGUUAUUUUUUUCUUACCUGUAUUCUGAGAAAUCCCACCUUCUGAAACAGGAUUUGCUAGUAGUCCUGUUGUCCUUGUACAAGGAGUUCACUGACUAGAAAGAUGAAAUGCCAGAAUGUGGAAGGUGCAGAUAUAAUGAAGAAAAGAGAUUUAUCAGAAUAUUGGUAAGGAAGUGGUAAUGCUUCUCUUUUGCUUCUCAAUAUCUAUUUUUGCUUUAAUUUCUAUAGUGAUAUAAUCUGACUAUCCAAUUAGCGGAAAAUUUGCAGUCAACCUGAAUUACUGUAAGUAAGCCUGGUCAUGGUGUAGCCAGAACCAAUCCCAGGAACAAUGGGCAGGACACAUACAUACUGGAUGUAACACCAGAUCAUCAUGACACCAUUCACAAACACAUUUGACAAAUUUCUCUACAAAGUCACCUUUUGCUAAUUCUAACAUAUUAGCAAUGUAAGUAAUGUUUAUAGGUACAGAUUUCCCAAAGCCCCAGCCCUUACUAUCUGAUCCACCUGAAUUAAAUGCCAGUGACUAAAAUCAUAUUUAAGGUUACAUGUCUAAACAUUUUAAACCCUUUUAAUUCAACAUAAUCUCCUGCCAGCAUGAGAUAAGCUCUAUUUGGAAUAGUCUAAUUACAAAUAUUGUUUUGUAUCACUUUAUUUAUUUAAAAAGCUGCCUGCCUUUCCAGUGCUACACUAUUAUUAUCAUAUUAAACAUAAUUUCACAUAUACAUGACCCUGAAUUGGUUAUUCAAUGUUUGUAUUUUAUUAUAUUUAGGUCAUGAAUAUGUCACAUUUAAUGUGACUAUAUAAUGUAGGCUAACUCAACUCAACUGUCUUGAGUUGCUCUCUGUACAGUACAUCAUACAUGUGUAUAGUUGAAGUUUAUGUCUCAUGAGACUAGUUAUUGUACUUGCCUCUGUUUGUUGCGUGUAAUGCAAUCAUGCGCAUGUACAGUUUGUAGGCUGUGGAACUAAAAGUUACGCUAAUUAAAUAUCUCCUUAUCGAAUGGUGUCUCAGGAGACAUCACUUCAGCAAUGUACACCUGCUUUGUCUGACAAUUGAAUGUUUUAUAAUUGAUUCAAGAGUCACUUAAGUGCACUUUGUGUGUGAAGAGAUUGCUUGGUUUGAGUGUUUAUCCCACUCCAUCAUAUAUCAGUUGAAAAGAUCUCCACCUCACGUUGAAGUCUCAAAAACCAGAUCACAAAACAAAACAAAACAAAACUCGGUCUUCCCAUAGCAAAAGCCAUGUAUGUAGACAUUCGCAUGUGUAUACACAUGCAUACAAGUAAGGUUUAAAGAUUCUUUGAAUACUGAACUGUCUCUGCUGUGGAAAUACUUUGUUUAUAUGGUUCUACAUGUAACUAAGUAUUUUUUCUUCUUUGGUAGAGAAAAUAAGAGACAUAUAACCUUUUCCAGAAGCAUUUCCAAGCUGGAAAACUAUUUAGCAGGGGUGGACAUAUCAGUAACCUGGGUGCCUGGGACAAGUAGAUUUCAUCUUGGCUAUUAAUAUUUUAGUCAUAGUGUACAAGUUGGUUUAACAUCUAAAUACAGAAUAAUGCUUACUCCUGACUUCGACAAUUCAAAUGUUUUCAUGUACUCGGCAAGACCAUCCUAUAGCUCUCCUGCUAGCACAACAUUCAGUCCCCUCACAUUUUAGAUGUCUAAAGGAAGUAGACACUAAUUAAAUUCAAAUAGAGCAGAACAUUAAAUAUUAUAUAUGAAAUGUUGGUUAAUGACUUUCUGACUUUUUGUUGAGACCUGAAACCCUGAUGUGCUAUGUGAUCAACUCCUUUAUUUAUUUCACAGUCGUUCUUUAAGAACUUAACCUAAUUCUAGCUAACUAACGUUUUUACCUAGUCAAUUUGGUUUCCAGGCAACCAGAACAUGCUAGGAAGCACAUUAAAGAUUUUACUUACCUGUUGGUCUGGCUAAGGGUUUUAUGAUUUGUCCACUCCUGUUGUAGGAUUCUAAAUAGACCACUACCAGAAAUGACCUCGGUUGACCCUAAACAGUUAACUUUAGAACUUUAGAACAAUUAGAACUUCACUUACAGUAAAUGUUCCUGGAUCAACAGUCCAUAAAUGAAAAUUCCCUAUUAAACACUGACCGAGCUCAGUGACUCAGUCCAUUUAAAAUUCAUGAAGCUAUGGACAGCCACUGAAGUGAAGACUUUGUAUUAUUAUUCAGGAACUCAUUCUACCACAGAUAUAUAUGGUAAAAACAAUCCUACUUAGUUUUAUGACCUUAGAUUAAAAAACUACCCAAAAGCUUGGUGCCUUCUAUGUGAAAUAUGCUUCUGGCUUAGGAGUGGCAUGAGUAAAAGGCAAAACAUGUUGACAGUAACUGGUUCAGGAACAUGACUCACUAAAAGAACGUAAUAAUCCAUAAUACAUGCAAGACUUUAAAACUGAAUCACCAGUGGAUGUCUGUUAAGAGAUGGACACAAUUAACACUUACAAAAUAAAUUAGCUAUGGUGACAAUCUUUUUUUUUAAAUGUAGAAGGAAAUGCAAAUGAGAGUAUUUUCUUGGGAAAACCCUUCAAAUAUACUAUAUUAAGUGUAGGGUUUGGUAAUGAUAAAGGAUAAAACAUUUAAGUUUAUACACAUUAUUAUGUUAUGGGGAUGAAUGAUGGAUUACACCUGUUAAGUGAUGGUACUUUAUGUAAACUUAUUUUAAGAAUCGACGGAGUAGACAUAAUAAAUGAAAGUAAACACGUAUUUGUACUUAAGUACAUAUGCAAACAUUCAUUGUUUGUUAGUUCAUUGUGUGGUAACGAAUGCCAUAAAUCAUGUUAGCUAUUUAUGGAAACUAAAAUAAUUAAAAACAUUUUGCCAGUCAGACUUUUCAACUCUCUUAUAAUAUUCAAAUUCCUAAAUAUAAUGAAAUGUCUAAAGAAAAGUUAAAUGUGUAUUUAAGCACAAAUUCCCCCAAAGAGGCCAUUUUAUAUACUGUGAAUCGUCUUCUGUCAAAACUUUGCAUAUUCCCAAAAUUUGCUUGCCAUGGUUAAAUCUUUUCACCACAAUAAAUAUCACUUAAGGUAAAACUUAAGAUAUAAAUAGAAAAAAACAAGCAUCUUAAACUCGAUACUUGUAACAUACCUGUACAUAGACACAAUUUAGAUAUUUGGUAAUAUAUUGUUGUGUAAUAUAGAGUAGUCACUGUGAGUAGACCAAAGCAUUGUCACGUACUUGACGUGGUUAUUUUUUGUCGUUAAUGUGGUGAAAGUGUCACAGAGUGUGAGUGCUAUAUAUAUAUAAUAAUAAUUUUUUAACUAUAACAGUAUUUGUAUGAAGCCAUGAUAUUGUAUUUUUUUCAUGCUGUAUAAUUCUGACUGUUUUUAAUAAAAAUUAAAAAUAAAAUACCUGGCAAAUAAA